Messenger RNA from Gossypium raimondii (Peruvian cotton), 1027 nucleotides. Its product is annotated as LEAF RUST 10 DISEASE-RESISTANCE LOCUS RECEPTOR-LIKE PROTEIN KINASE-like 2.7. The transcript has a single exon. NCBI's taxonomy places the organism in Eukaryota, Viridiplantae, Streptophyta, Magnoliopsida, Malvales, Malvaceae. The record is from RefSeq and is a predicted model, not a curated record. The coding region runs from base 1 to 615 and encodes 204 amino acids. Gene Ontology annotation, molecular function: polysaccharide binding.
AUGCGGAAGCGUAUCAAGUAUCGGUUACCCAUUCUGGGAAUGAACCGUCCGAGUUAUUGUGGCCAACCAGGAUUUGAACUGAGGUGCGAGAAUAAUGUAACGGAAAUCCUGAUGAAUGAAAACACCUUACGAGUUCUUGACAUAGACCCUGAACGACAGAUUCUUAAGGUAGCUAGGGAGGAUUACUGGAAUGGUUAUUGUUCCACGAAAUUUAUCAACACCUCAAUCGACUUCGAUCACUUCAAUUACGGCUCAAACAUUAGGAACCUCACCCUAUUCUACGGAUGCAACCCGCUGCCAACCUCGACAUUUCUUCCUAACUGCUCCAUGAAUAGUACACUUAUUGAUGUGUCAUAUGCUGUUAGAAACAUGUUGGGUGACCCUCGCUAUGGCAUAUGCCGUGAAAUUGUCGUAGUUCCGGUUUAUGAAGCUGCAGCAAAGGACCUGGAGGUGAACCCUAUGAUUAUGCAAGCUGCUUUAAGAGGAGGUUUCGAAUUGCAAUGGGAAGCGGAUAAUGAUCAGUGCAGAAGAUGCAGAGAUUCAGAUGGGAUUUGUGGAUAUAAUCAUAGUUCAAAUAGUUUCACAUGUUUUCCAACAACUGAAGGUACGUUAUAGCUCUUCUUCCGUAUAAGUUUGCUCAGCUGUUUGUUGUUGCAGAACUUACCGUUUCAUUGAAUAUCUUGAGCCUUAACUCUCAAGUAACCUUCACGGUUUGACUCAUUCUGAUGUCCAAUCUUCAUAAGCAGUAGCAGCAAAUUGGCCUUUGUUACUUCAGAUCGAAUCCUAAUCUAAAUCUCCCCAAGAAGCCAAUGACUUCAUUAACUCUAACCAUUUUGAUUGGUUAAUACCAGUUCAUCUUCAAAUUCCAUGGCCGCUUGUUCUCUUUCCCAUCACAACUGCAUCAGCUAGCAGAUAAAACGUAGGGUCUUACCAGUUGUUUAUAGAUUCGACCUAGAAAUACUUUCAGCCAAAGUAGUACUAUUAUUGAUUUAUUCAAUCAUUAAAAUCAGAUGAUAUUUUCCAGUUA